Molecule: messenger RNA, 618 nt
Organism: Drosophila eugracilis
Lineage: Eukaryota; Metazoa; Arthropoda; Insecta; Diptera; Drosophilidae
Product: transmembrane protein 203
Exons: 1
Coding region: 1-447 (148 amino acids)
Biological process (GO): intracellular calcium ion homeostasis
Cellular component (GO): endoplasmic reticulum
Source: RefSeq, a predicted model, not a curated record
AUGUUCAAGCUCUCAGAGCUAGUGCGCUGGCUCGGGCUCACCGAGUUCGAGAUCCUGGUCAACCUGUGCGGCUUGCUGGUUUUCACCAUCACGCUGGCCGUCAAGCUGCAUCUACAGGCCAGAGCCGGUCCCGGUGGCAUCCUGCCGGAGCCCAUGGGUGACUGGUUUACAGUCUUUAGCCCUUUGUUCUUUAUCGACAUUUGCAACGCGUACUUCUGCGUCAUCGUGGGCAUCCGCAUGUACCUAGACUCUAACAACAAGCGAAAAGCCAUGCAUCGCUUCAUGUGGAGCACCUACUUCCUGGUGCUGAUAGCCAUCUUUAAGUACCUGCUCUGCCUUAAGCUUUCCAGCAAGACAGGUCUCGAGUACUCGGAGGUCUUUUCGCCGAUCUUUGUCCUGCUGCAGCUAGUGGCGGUGCGCGCUUGUCAGUUGCCCAACUCCAUAUGAACUAUAGACCUAGCAUAUUCAUAGCCCUAGUAUGAUACUAUACAUACAUAUAUUAUUUCUGAUUUGAUACGAAGAAAGUGUUGAUAUCUUUUAAUGUUUGGGUGAAUCGCAGAUUGGAGUUUAUUUAAAACAAAAAUAUUAUAUCUGAUUUCUUUUAAAUUUUUAAAAUAA